AUGAGUAAAAAAAUUCAAAAAGAGGUUGAUGUGACUUACGUAAUCGGCGGUGAUCGAGGAAAACCGACUGGAAUGCCACGUUUCAGACGGGAUACCAGCAAACGAGGGUAUGUCACCCAACGUCACGCGAAGACGGCCUCUUCGUCGGCAUCUGACGUACGUGCCGGGACUCCAGAGCAACGAGAGGAACGUUCUCGAGGAUUCGCUCUGACUCCCAACCACAAGGACGACGUCUGA
Soboliphyme baturini is the source of this 237-nucleotide messenger RNA. NCBI's taxonomy places the organism in Eukaryota, Metazoa, Nematoda, Enoplea, Dioctophymatida, Soboliphymatidae. The record is from the annotation of a GenBank genome assembly.